CUUUUUGUCCCAUUCACUGCCUGCCUGCCACCCUCCCUUCUCUCUGCCGCACCCUGUGGCCUCUCUGCUUUGGACUUGGGGGUUCACCCUGCCUCUAUAAAAGCCCUGUUUGUGCCCCGUGUGAGCUUCAUUCCCCAUCAUGGAAAGUCAGAGAGCCCAGUCCUCGUACAGGAAGCGCUUUGGGCCUCAGGGCUCCGGCAGCACAGGAGUCAGAAUUGGGAGCCUUUCUUCAGGCCGCCUCUCCUGGCAUGGCACCCCACGCAACCUCACCCACUCCAGCCCCAUGUCCCGGAUCUCCUUUGGCUCAACCAACACGGCCCUGCUCCUGGGGAGCCCUGUGGACCGGCUGGACUUCCCAGCUGACUCCCUGAUGAAGGCCCAGUACAAGGAGACACGCACCAAUGAGAAAAUGGAGAUGAUGGGCCUGAAUGACCGUUUUGCCAGCUACAUAGAGAAGGUGCGCCUGUUGGAGCAGCAGAACAAGGUGCUGGUGGCGGAGCUGAACCAGCUGAAGGGGAAGGAGCCCAGCCGGCUGGGAGAAAUCUACCAGGAGGAGCUGAGAGAGCUGCGCAGGCAGGUGGACGGUCUCACUACUGGCAAAGCUCGGCAGGAGAUAGAGAAGGACAACCUGGCUGCAGAUCUGACCAUGCUCAAGCAGAGGUUGCAAGAUGAGAUUGGCCUCCGACAGGAUGCAGAGAACAAUUUGAAUGCCUAUAGACAGGAUGUGGAUGAGGCGUCUCUCAAUCGUGUUCAGUUAGAGAGGAAGAUCGAUGCCCUGCAGGAUGAAAUCAACUUUCUGAAGAAGACUCAUGAAGAGGAGCUGCGUGAGUUACAGGAGCAGAUCAUGGCCCACCAGGUGCAUGUUGACUUGGAUGUAUCCAAACCAGACCUGACUGCUGCUCUAAGGGACAUCAGGGUCCAGUAUGAAACCAUGGCCACCUCAAACAUGCAGGAGACGGAGGACUGGUACCGAUCCAAGUUUGCUGACCUGACAGAUGCAGCCAAUCGAAAUGCAGAAGCCCUGCGUCAGGCCAAACAGGAUGCCAAUGAAUACCGGCGUCAGAUCCAGGUGGUGACCUGCGAUCUCGAGGCUCUCCGCGGAACAAACGAGUCUCUGGAACGCCAGCUCCGGGAGCUUGAGGACCGCUUCGCCAUGGAGACUACUGGUUACCAGGAUACAGUGAGCCAUCUGGAGGAGGACAUCCACGCGCUGAAGGAGGAGAUGGCGAGACACCUGCAGGAGUACCAGGACCUCCUCAACGUCAAGCUGGCCCUGGAUAUCGAGAUUGCCACCUACAGGAAGCUGCUGGAGGGAGAGGAGAGCAGGAUCACCAUUCCGGUUCAGAGCUUUUCCAACCUGCAGUUUAGAGAAACCAAUCUGGACACUAAAACCCCAGAGGCCCACGUGAAGAGGAGCAUCCUGGUCCGAACUGUGGAGACCAGAGAUGGGGAGAUCAUUAAGGAAUCAACAACUGAACAUAAAGAUCUUCCGUAAAGUUCAGUCCUCUGUCAUGAUCUGAGGAUUACUACAAUUUUGUUUUUGUUUCCAAACCCCAAAGCUGCCUCAUCAGUCAUUACAUUAUUUCAUUUUUCUCUCCUUUCAUCAUCACCUGCAUGCUAAUCUGUUUACUGCCCCACAAUCAUGACAUUCCCAUUAAAUACUCCUGGACUCCCUCAUUAGAAUAGAAUGUCUGCCAAAACAUAUAUGUUCAGCUUUUGUACAGCUGUGAGUAGGAUGUAGAUCACUCAUCUUAAAUGGCCUGUAGUCUGUUCCAGUAAAAAGUAAUGGAAAUCACUGGUAACCUGUUUAAUUUUAAUUUAGACUGACAGACCAGAUUUUCUAGCAUUGUUUCAGAUUAGCUGCCUUAGAAGAUGCCUUGAAACGGUUGUGGAGUUUGUGUGGUUAUGUGUAUGUGAAAUGUGGCAAGGGAAGUACAAGAGGGAGUUGUGGUUUUGCUGAUGUCAGAAUUGGAUUUAGGGUAGGAUUGAGAGGUAUGUGUAUGUUAGAGCAGCUUUUGGCAGAACGUCAGGUGAAUUUGGGCUGUUUUCAUUUAACCCUUGCCUGGUGCUAUUUUGCAUUACAUUCCUUUUGUUGUAGCAGCAGCCACCUCUACUCGUGUGUUGCUGCUUAUAUUACCUGCAGGUGUACGAAUAGGGCAUCACUUGUGGCUAAUUAGACGUGUGCUCAGAUUGGAGUUGAGUGGAGCUAUGCUGUGAGUUUGCACAGAUCAUCAAACUCCUGUGUCCAUGUUACUUUUUCACACAACCCUCAACCUCACUAGGUGGCCAAACAACCAAAACUGCUUUUGAUGGGUAAAACUGUAAAACCAGGAGAUGACAAAUGUUGUGUACAACAUACUGGACAGUCAGUGAUCUGUAGACAUUGUGAUUGAGUUUACUGUAUGUUUCUUUGACACCAGGGGAAAACACUAGACAAAGCCCAAAGGUGCUCAAGAGUCAAGCAAGAUCUGUCAGCAAUAUCAAAAUCACGAGGACAUCAGACAAAGACAGCUGACAGGCAAUUGAGAUGAAAUCACUGCACAGUCCAAAAUGAAUUAAAGGUAUGAUCUUUGAUAUAUGAGUUUUGGCAUCAGGAUUCCAGUUAUCUCACGAAAUUGGAGCACCACUUAGCGGUUUGUAUAAAAAACAUUCUGAAUUCUGUUUAAAUCUAUUUGCGCAGUCAUUUGAAUAACAACCUAUUUUAGGUGUGUGUGUUUUUUCCACAUGACUGCACCAACGGCAGAUGCUGAAUGUUUGUAUGCUUUCCACUCAGAGGGCAGUGACCAUGGCAACAUUUACAGUGAUGUCAAUUGCAUACUGUUGCAUACUAAAAAGCUGUCCCAUCAACAGCAAAACUAACAACAGUCAGAGGAGUCUGUAUAAACCUACACAGUCCUGAGGGGAUGUCUAAUGAGCCAAAAUAAACAAGAACAACUUUCCACCAUCACUUUACAUCUGCUCUUCUGCAUCCUUCAUUCAUCGCACACUCAGCUCUUGGUGUCCUCUCUUGAACACAACCUGAUAAGACAUUUUUUGACACCAGGAUGCAUCAGGACAUGUCUACUUGUCCAGCAGGAGUGAUAGGGACAGAGCCAGGUGUGGAGUAGGUGUUCGGAAGAUGAUGAUGUGUCCUCCAGUCUCCAGUUAAUCCACCAACCUCCCUUCUCCAAAUUCACCGGCCAAUUUCUGUAGUGAUUGGCUGAUAGCAGAGAGUGAGACAUCGAGACAAGCCCACACCACCAGAUACCUUUAUUUGUUUUAUUUUGAGAGGGAGUAUACUGGGGUAAAAAGGCAAAGGAGGAUGGGAGGCUGAUUGGAUGGAUGGAUGGAUGGAUGGAUGGAUGGAUGGACGGACGGACGGACGGACGGACGGACGGACGGACGGACGGACGUCACAGCUCAUUUCUGCAAUCCCAGUCUCCUGCUUUGUUGGAAGUCCUGCUGAAUGAAGCCGUGCUGACAGGUCCUGCCACUAAUGAGAGUGGUGCCGAAGCUGGCUGUCUCUGUGCUCGUCACCAAGGACACGCUGUGGAUUUGUAUUCCCAUGUGCCUCACACCUUCUCCCCUGGCUCCACAUCUUCCACUUGUGUCACUCAACCCCUUCUCCUGUUUCUCCCAAUAACAUGCAACCCUCUCUUGUAUUCACUUUGUUUUUGAAUGUCGAUCUUAGAUAGAAUCUCUGACUCCUCGUCUUGUAGCAAAGACACAGAAGAAUCUUGCUUUUUUAUUUGGUAAGACACCUCUGCAGAUGUGAAUGUAACAUUAGUUUUAACCAAUGCUACGCACUAUGAUGUCAUGUUAACAAUAAAACAUUUUAUUUGUUAGA
This is a messenger RNA of Sander lucioperca (pikeperch), 3826 nucleotides long. It is a transcript of the gene gfap, whose product is annotated as glial fibrillary acidic protein. The record is from RefSeq and is a predicted model, not a curated record. Lineage: Eukaryota; Metazoa; Chordata; Actinopteri; Perciformes; Percidae. Gene Ontology annotation, molecular function: structural constituent of cytoskeleton. Gene Ontology annotation, biological process: intermediate filament organization; regulation of chaperone-mediated autophagy. The transcript is spliced from 9 exons. Bases 140 to 1495 code for a protein of 451 amino acids. Gene Ontology annotation, cellular component: cell projection; cytoplasm; intermediate filament.